AUUCAUCUACACUUUUUGUGUUUCCUUUUUAACAUAUUUGUUUUCUUCACUUUGUUCCUUUUCGUUGGAUAAAAUUCCCAUGAAGAACAAUUCUAAAAACAAAACCCAAAUACCAAUAUAUAACCAACUGUUGGUUUUGUAGAUGGUCUUGUAAAGUAGAAGUUUGUGGGUCUUUUUUGCUUGGUUUUGCUGAUUUUCUGUUAAUACUGCGAGGCGUUAUUCUCUCCUGUCUCACUGCGCCAGAAAGAUGAAUUGGUUUUGAUGAAUGGGUUCUGGUCUGCAUUGAUUUUGAUGGGUCAGUAAAAAGAUUGCGUCUUUGGCGGUAUAGAUAUUGUCAAUUGCAUUCUUGAUUUUAAACCCAGUAAAACCAGAGAAUGGAACAGUUCAAAUUGGCUGCAGAAUCUCAUAUUAAGGAGGAGCCUUCAUCAAAACACAAUAUGAUAGGCGACAAUUCUUUUGAGUGCCCGGGAAGUCCUCGAAAUCAAGAGAUAAUGGCUAGAUGGGAUCCAUCUGGAGCUUGCAGGCCCAUCAUUGAUGAAGCUCCUGUGUUUUAUCCGUCGGUUGAGGAGUUUAAAGAUGCACUUGGUUACAUAUCAAAGAUACGUACACAAGCAGAAUCAUUUGGUAUAUGUCGGAUUGUCCCUCCAUCUUACUGGACUCCACCUUGCCCUCUUAAGGAGGAAGAUACCUGGAGACAUGCUAAAUUUUCUACUAGAACUCAGCAGGUUGAUUUGCUUCAAAACAGGGAGCCCAUGAAAAAGAAGUGUAGAGGCCGGAAGCGAAAACGGAGGAGGAACUCAAGAAUGGGAAGCAUAAGAAGACAUGCCAACUAUGGUAGUAAAGAAAAUGUUGCCUGUGAAUCUGAUGAGAAGUUUGGAUUCCAUUCAGGAUCAGACUUCACACUUGAAGAAUUUCAGAAAUAUGCCAGUUAUUUAAAAGAGUGUUACUUUGGAAUGAAGGACACUAAGGAAGAUCCAGUGUCUCGUGGAAUAGAUCAAAAGAAAUGGGAACCCUCUGUGGAGGAUAUUGAAGGUGAAUACUGGCGGAUUAUUGAACGACCAACAGAUGAGGUUGAGGUAUACUAUGGGGCAGAUUUAGAAACAGGAAAAUUUGGAAGUGGGUUUCCUAAGGCAUCAUCCAUGGUAACUGGGAGUGACUCAGAUCCAUAUGUGGUGUCAGGUUGGAAUCUAAAUAAACUGCCACGCCAACCAGGUUCUGUUCUUUGUUUCGAAGAAAGUGAUAUCUCUGGGGUUCUAGUGCCAUGGCUCUAUGUUGGAAUGUGCUUCUCAUCUUUUUGCUGGCAUGUUGAGGACCACCAUCUAUAUUCACUAAACUAUCAUCAUUGGGGUGAUCCAAAGAUAUGGUAUGGAGUUCCUGGAAGUCAUGCUUCAUCUCUUGAAGAUGCAAUGAAAAAGCAUUUACCUUACUUGUUUGAAGAACAACCUCAUUUACUUCAUGAACUGGUUACUCAACUAUCUCCUUCAGUUCUAAAAGCUGAAGGUGUACCAGUAUAUCGUGCCGUUCAGCAUUCUGGGGAGUUUGUUCUUACCUUUCCAAGGGCGUACCACUCUGGCUUUAACUGUGGCUUUAAUUGCGCAGAGGCAGUAAAUGUCGCUCCAGUUGAUUGGUUAGCGCAUGGACAACAUGCAGUUGAGCUUUACAGCGAGCAGCGUCGCAAGACAUCAAUAUCACAUGAUAAGCUUCUAUUGGGAUCAGCUCAGGAAGCUGUCAAAGCUCUUUGGGAGCUGUCAGUUUUGGGAAGGGAAACAACAGUAAGUUUGGGGUGGAAAAGUGUCUGCGGGAAGGAUGGGAUGCUCACACGGGCUGUUAAGAGAAGGGUGCAGAUGGAGGAGGAGAGGGUAAAGUGCCUUCCAGCUCAUGUGAAAUUCCUGAAGAUGGAAAAAGAUUUCGAUUUGGAAAGUGAGAGAGAAUGCUUCUGGUGCUAUUAUGAUUUGCACUUAUCUGCUACCAGCUGCAGGUGCUCCGCUGACCAAUUUGCUUGUCUUAAACAUGCAAAUCUUUUAUGUUCAUGUGACGUAAAACACAGAUAUGUCCUUCUCCGAUACACUGUGGAUGAGUUAAACACACUAGUUGAAGCAUUGGAGGGCAGUUUAGAUGCUUUAAAAGUUUGGGCAUCUGAAAAUCCUGGAAUGAUUUCUGUCAACGAAAAAGGUGUGCCUGCAGAUAAGCUGGAUGCAAAAAGAGAGUCAUUCAGACAUGAGAAACAAAGUUUGUCAUGUUCUCCUGUUGUACAAGACGUUAUGGAAACUUCUGCUCCUAUUUGUUCAAGUAGUAAUGUUUUGUCAGAAGAAGUCCAGUCAGCUCUCCAAACUUCAAGUGCGUCUCAUGUCACUAUUGAUAGCCAUGUCAGCACCUCAAAUAAUGAUCUGGUAAAGGGCGAAGAAGUAAAGGCGGGGAAACUAGGAUGUCCCGAUUUGAAUCUUGAUGUUGAUUCUGCUGAUCAUGAAAGUGGAGUGCUGCAUGUAUCUGAAAGCUGUGAUAACAAAGCUAUCUCAAAGGAGAUACCAAUGUCAGUGUGCAAGCAAAAGAAAAUUUGCAGUUCGAACUCAACAAAACAAAUAGAUAUUAUUGUGCUUGAUUGCGAUUUGAAUUCAUCUGAAUCUCAUGAAAGAAAUAGAAACUUAUCUUCAUUUUCAGGAGUUGUUAGGCAUGGCUGUUCAAAUGGUGGAAAAAAGUUGUUUGGGGUUGAUCUUUUGGUUCCAAUAGAAAAUUCAGUGGCAUCAUCAAACAAAUUGUUGAGAUCUGAUGUCGUCAAUAUCUCAGAUGUAAAGGUCGCUGAUCAAAGCUACCUUGUAGGAAGGCUGGAUUUUUCUGUUGUACCUUUAAAUUUUGGAUCUGUCAUGUCUGGGAAGCCAUGGUGCAAUUCACAGGCUAUAUUCCCCAAAGGAUUUAAAAGCCGCAUUAAGUAUUUCAGUGUGCAUAAUCCAGCAAAAGUUUGUAGCUAUAUCUCCGAAGUGCUGGAUGCUGGGUUCCUUGGGCCUCUGUUUAAGGUUACUUUAGAAGAACAUCCAAAUGAGAGCUUCACAGCUGCCUCUGCAGAGAAGUGUUGGGAAAUGGUGUUGCAGCAAGUAAAUAAAGAAAUUGUACGGCGUAAAAACUCAUGGGAAAGAGAUCUGCCCCCUUUGCAAGCCGUGCAGAGCAUUAAUGGACUUGAAAUGUUUGGGUUUCUCUCACCGCCUAUUAUUGCGGCUAUCGAGGCUCUUGAUCCCGGCCACCUGAGCAGCCGGUACUGGCAAGACAGGAUUGCUACAUCAUCCGGUUCAAGUGCAGUCAACCAUCACCUAUCUGAUCGACUUUUCUCUGCAGUGCAAAAAGAUGCAAAGCUUUUUGGUUUCCAUUUGACCAAGGCAGGUCCGAAUAAUCCCGCUCUAAAAGAUGAACAUUUGGUGGGCGAGAAUAAGCGGCUAGCACUGCAACAACUAUUCAGGAAGGCAAAUCCUGAAGAACUAAAGAUAAUGCAUAAAAUUUUCUGCAGUGAGGCACGAAGUGCUGAAUGGAGAGCCGCGUACAGAACAUUGACUGAAGAGAUGGAGAAAAGGCGUAGGUAAGUAAAGAGUACAGUCAGAUUCAUGGGUAGAUGAAGCAUUUCAUUUCAACAUCGGUUAACCAAUUUUUUUUGGAAAAUUCAUAAGAUGAGCAGGAGUUGUGCAGAAAUAUUUGCUGUAACCCGACUCAAUAACGUAGAUGCUGCGUUUCGAUAGGAUGAAUCCUAGUACAUGUAGGGAAUUUACUAAACUAUAAGAAAUACAAGUCCCUCCUUUCAUUCUGCUUUAAAA
Molecule: messenger RNA, 3797 nt
Organism: Tripterygium wilfordii
Lineage: Eukaryota; Viridiplantae; Streptophyta; Magnoliopsida; Celastrales; Celastraceae
Product: lysine-specific demethylase JMJ18-like
Exons: 12
Coding region: 375-3569 (1064 amino acids)
Biological process (GO): chromatin remodeling
Cellular component (GO): nucleus
Molecular function (GO): histone H3K4me/H3K4me2/H3K4me3 demethylase activity
Source: RefSeq, a predicted model, not a curated record